UGCGUCCGCCGCACCACUAGGGGCCAGCGCGGGCCGACGGAGGAGUCUGAGCCAGAGACAGCGAGAUCCCGAUCUGUGCGGAGCCAGGACGCCGAGCAUCCUGGAGCCCAGCUGCAGCAUGUUUCCUUUCCUGGGGCAUGACCAUGCAGCCAGGCCGAGCCCUGGUGCUAGGGGUAGCCCUGUGCCUGGCGUGUGGCCAGCCCCUGCUUCGGGCCCCUGAACACCCCUUCUCUGUGCUGUGGAAUGUGCCCUCAGCACACUGUAGUGCCCACUUUGGUGUGCACCUACCACUACAGUCUCUGGGCAUCACAGCCAACCACGGCCAGCGUUUCCAUGGCCAGAACAUCACCAUCUUCUACAAGAACCAGCUCGGCCUCUAUCCCUACUUUGGGCCCAGGGGCACAGCUCAUAAUGGGGGCAUCCCCCAGGCAGUGCUCCUUGACCGCCACCUGGCACGGGCUGCCUACCAGAUCCAGCACAGCCUGAGACCUGGCUUUGCUGGUCUGGCAGUGCUGGACUGGGAGGAAUGGUGUCCACUCUGGGCUGGGAACUGGGGCCGCCGCCGAGCCUAUCAGGCAGCCUCCUGGGCUUGGGCACAGUGGGCAUUCCCCCACCUGGACCCCCAGGAGCAGCUCCACAAGGCCCGUACUGGCUUUGAACAGGCAGCCCGUGCCCUGAUGGAGGAAACACUGCGGCUGGGCCAGGCACUGCAGCCCCAUGGGCUCUGGGGUUUCUAUCACUUCCCAGCCUGUGGCAAUCGUUGGCAUGGUAUGGCUUCCAAUUACACGGGCCGCUGCCACUCAGCAAUCCUCGCCCUCAACACCCAACUGGAUUGGCUCUGGGCUGCCUCCAGCGCCCUCUUCCCCAGCAUCUACCUCCCACCCCAGCUGCCACCUGCUUAUCACCAGACAUUUGUCCGAUACCGCCUGGAGGAGGCCUUUCGUGUGGCCCUUACUGGGCACCCACAUCCCCUGCCUGUACUGGCCUAUGCCCGCCUCACACACCAGAAUUCUGGAAAGUUCCUGUCUAAGGGUGACCUUGUAAAGACCAUUGGUGUGAGCGCAGCACUGGGGGCAGCCGGCGUGGUGCUCUGGGGGGACCUGAGCAUCUCCAGCUCUGAGGAGAAGUGCAGGCAUCUUCAUGACUACCUGGUGGACACCCUGGGCCCCUAUGUGAUCAACGUGACCAGGGCGGCCACAGCCUGCAGUCACCAGCGGUGCCAUGGCCAUGGACGCUGUGCCCGGCAAGACCCCGGACAGCUGGAAUCCUUUCUGCACCUGCAGCCAGAUGGCAGGCCCGGAGCUUGGGAGUCCUUCAGCUGCCGAUGUUACUGGGGCUGGGCUGGCCCUACCUGCCAGGAGCCCAGGCCUGAGCCUGAGCCUGAAGAAGCGGCAUAAAGCCAGGAGUCAUCUGCCGAGACCCUCUUGUUCCUCCUGCCAUUCCCAGUCCUGGAGGAUUCUGCCCCACUCUUGUUCUAUUUAAUCCUCCCAUAUACACACCCUACUUUCCAUGGGCGUUUACACCAUUUGAAAACCAGAGGCCCUCUGAAAUCACCUGAUCCCUUCUAACAAGGAAGUAGCCGCAGGGAGAGACAGGGUUCCAGAUGGUUAGGGUUGUCGGCCCCGGGCUCUGCUCCUUCACACCACUGAGUCUAGAGCGGUCACAGGACAUCUAUCCAAGGGCAGGUGGGCCCCAAGAUCUUGGCUAAGGUCUGUACCUGCUAAGCUGUUGUCUACUUUGCUUUCAUCAUAAAGUCACUUUUUCUUUCACUG
Molecule: messenger RNA, 1772 nt
Organism: Rhinolophus ferrumequinum (greater horseshoe bat)
Lineage: Eukaryota; Metazoa; Chordata; Mammalia; Chiroptera; Rhinolophidae
Gene: HYAL3
Product: hyaluronidase 3
Exons: 4
Coding region: 138-1397 (419 amino acids)
Biological process (GO): carbohydrate metabolic process; hyaluronan catabolic process
Cellular component (GO): acrosomal vesicle
Molecular function (GO): hyalurononglucosaminidase activity
Source: RefSeq, a predicted model, not a curated record